Molecule: messenger RNA, 2093 nt
Organism: Penaeus indicus
Lineage: Eukaryota; Metazoa; Arthropoda; Malacostraca; Decapoda; Penaeidae
Gene: Fsn
Product: F-box/SPRY domain-containing protein 1-like
Exons: 3
Coding region: 10-771 (253 amino acids)
Biological process (GO): synapse assembly involved in innervation; proteasome-mediated ubiquitin-dependent protein catabolic process
Cellular component (GO): synapse; SCF ubiquitin ligase complex
Molecular function (GO): protein binding
Source: RefSeq, a predicted model, not a curated record
GCCGGCAAAAUGGUGAACUGGUGCUUCUUGUCGGAUCACGUUUUAGAGGUCAUAUUCUCGUACUUGGACGUGCACGACUUGCGGAACUGCUCGUUAGUGUGUAAGACGUGGUACAGAUACUUGAAUGACGAGAACAACGACGUGUGGCGGCUGCAUUGCAUCAGAAAGCUAGCCGAGGAGGCUUUGAAAUCGGACUUAUUAGCAUCUGUUCCCACGUAUAAAGCCAAGUUAAGAGCCUUCUACCAUGCGUGGAACCCGAAUGACUGCUCGAGAAACAUUUACGUCAAGCCCAAUGGCUUUACGCUGCACAGAAACCCGGUGGCCCAGAGCACGGACGGAGCCAGAGGGAAGAUCGGGUUCAGGUCAGGUAGACAUGCCUGGGAAGUGGUGUGGGAAGGACCCCUGGGUACUGUGGCUGUCAUUGGCAUUGCAACGAAGGACGCGGCUGUGCAGUGCCCCGGGUAUGUGGCGUUGUUAGGCUCCGAUGAGCACUCCUGGGGAUGGAAUCUAGUCGACAAUCAUUUGUUACACAAUGGAGACUCCCAGGGGAAUUACCCCUUGUUGAACAAUGCACCAAAGUAUCAGGUAGGAGAGAGAAUACGAGUGAUAUUGGACUGUGACGACAACACUUUAGCAUUUGAGAAGAACUACGAAUUUCUUGGCGUUGCAUUUAGAGGUCUGCCAGAUAAGCAGCUAUAUCCCUCUGUUUCUGCUGUGUACGGCAACACAGAGGUGUCAAUGGUAUACUUAGGACCCCCGUUGGAUGGCUGACCCGCUGUAUGCUUAGCACAGAUAAUACCAGGCUGCAGAGCGCAACAUGGUUCCUCGCUGAUCUCAAGGGAUUGUCCGCCCACAAGCCCUCGUACAUUAUGACGGGUGUGCGGCAGGUCAUGUAUGGCAGUGGUCGACUGCAGGAAAUGACGCUUCGGCUCUAAAAGAAGCUUUCAGUGAGUGAUGGAGCUCAAAGGGGACUGGUGGCCAUGCAAGAGGACGGCUGUGGUGUGGUGAGCUGUCUUGCCAUCUCCCAAGAAGAGAGCUGUAUUGUACGCAAAAAUAAAGUGAAAAUAAAGAAUAACAAUAAAAAAAACACAUAGGAAAUAAGAGAAGGAUAUUGUGACUUCCUGAAACAUUUAGUGGCUUUUUUUAUGUUAAAAAAAAAAAAAAAAAAAGAUGCAAGCCAUUGACGCCUUACAGUUGUUGAAAAAAGGCAUAGGAUGCAAACCAAAGGGAAGAUGUUAGCAGAUGUGUGAAAACAUCUUCGUUCAGUGCAACAAAGAAUAAAAAAGGAAGAAAAGCAUGCCUAACAGAGUUAAUCUCUGCACUAUGUGCAAUGUGCCUUGAGAAACAUAAUACUGGAGGAACAUUGUCUUUUAGUCUUUUUUAUGAAGAUACAACUGUUUUAAAUUAUUGUAUAUGUAUUUGAAAAAAAUAUAUAGAUAUAUAUGUCUGUUAGCAUAUAUAUAUAUCUGUAAAAGCUGAUUAACUUUGUAAAGAUGAACAGAAGUUAAAGAAUAAUGUCAUGCAACAAAAUGCAGUAUUCAGGAGUAGAGGGAGCUUCUCAUGUACUACCAGGUGUGUGUACAGCAUUGGCUUCUUUUUUUAAAAAGGGUUUUGAAAAAAAGUGUAAGUCUGAAUGUACAAGUAAUUAUUUAUUGAGGCAAAUAGUGAUAUUAUCAGCAUGCUUAUAUUUUGCAUUUGUAUAGUUUAAAAUGUUUAUGCAUUGAUCCUUCCUCAUCUGUGGCUGAGUCAUGGAUGACUGGUUCUGUUCCAUCUGUGGAAUGCAUUCCUUAAGCUCCCACCUUUUUUGUGUUCAAUGAAUUGUGCUCAGGUAGCACAUGAUCUAGUCAUUUAGUAGCAGAAGUGAUCACACAUUUCAUAGAUUGAUGGUGAGGGAUUGAUAACUUUCUUUUAUGCUUUCAUAUAUGUGCAUUAAUCUGUUAUUUCAUUUUAGAUUCUCUCUCUCUCUUAUUUUAUUUUAGAUUCUCUCUCUCUCUCUCUUAUUUUAUUUUAGAUUCUCUCUCUCUCUUAUUUUAUUUUAGAUUCUCUCUCUCUGUCUGUCUGUCUGUCUGUCUGUCUGUCUCUCUCUCUCAGUC